Molecule: messenger RNA, 1308 nt
Organism: Rhizoctonia solani
Lineage: Eukaryota; Fungi; Basidiomycota; Agaricomycetes; Cantharellales; Ceratobasidiaceae
Product: glutamate decarboxylase
Exons: 2
Coding region: 1-1308 (435 amino acids)
Source: RefSeq, a predicted model, not a curated record
AUGCUCACUGGGGGUGCCCUGCUCCCAUUCCCGGUAGUACGGUACAUAUCUUUACGGAUUGCGACAUCUGCUGCGGGAGCAGCUGGUAUUAUUAACGCAUGCGCGAUCCUAGGAAGCUCUGCGACGAAUAACAAACUUGCUAGCUGGGCAAAUGCGUGGCUUCACUUUGUUCUCUUGCAUGACUCAGACUCGGCUGAAUUGCAAUGGGGAACCGGGAGAUCUAAAGGGCUUACUGCUGCUUGCUAUUUCUUGUGGAUGAUCGGGGCAGCAUGUGACUGGUACUUGAAACGAAAGAUAGGGGAGGAUCCUGAGGAGGCAUGGGAUAACGUCCUUGGUUCUUACGCUGCGACAUUUCCCCCAGAGGCAUCCCGGAAGGGUACUUUUACACCCAUCAAAUCCCGAUGGGAUACGCUUAAAGAGAAGCUCUUCGCUAAUGCGAAUAGCUCCAGGGCAGAAAAUUCACUCUUAUUCUCAUCUAAAUCACAUGUCUCGCCGACUCUUCCCAAGUUUCACCAAGACUCCAAAGCUCCACCUGUAUUCAGGCCUCGCGUUCCUGGGACACUUACCCCCGACCCGUAUGAUUCAGACUCUGAUUCAGAUUUGGCUGAAGGAAGAAGAAUAAUGGGAAGAACUCCUAAUGAAAGGAAAUGGACCGCGUCUACGAACUAUUCCGAUGCAACUCUUGUCAAUUCAGACGGUUUUCGUAGACACCAUGGAACCGGUGGAACCUUUCGGCAUCCACCUAUUUUUACCUCCGGCCUCCCGAGCUCUCAGAUAGAGUAUGGUGACAAGGAUGCGGAACGUAGCCCCGAGCUUAACCUUGGUCCUCACCGAAUUGAGCCAUCCAAGGGUAACGACGAUAAUUGGAGACCUGUUUUCCUGAAACGAAGCGACUCGAUCAAAUCGACCAGUUUGGAGGUAGCGGAAGUCGAGAGUCGAGACGUAACCACAAUGGCUCCUGCAGCAUUGCACUCAUACGACAUACCAGGCCAUCCUAUAUUGGACCGCCAUGGCUCCAAUUCAACAGCACCCUUAUAUGCGCUCCCUGAGAACCAAUCAUCCACGCCAGGCCUUGUACCCGCGACUCCUUCCUUGAUCCGAGCGCUGAAUCGUGUCUCAGAUGCACAAAGACAAGCAUAUCCAGAAAGUAUAGCGAACGGGGGAAUGAACAAUUGCGCCGGAGGGGUUCUAUCAGAGAAUCGCAGUUAUCCUCACCCAGGUCUCGGCAAUGGACAAGCAGAACUUGGAGAGAAAGAUCGUUGGAGAGGGUUCUGGAAUGAAGUUCACCAGAAGGCUGCUUUACCGUGA